AUGAGUGGCCCCAUUAUCCUCAAUGGUGAAGAAGAGAGAUUGAGAUCUCUGAAGACUGAUGACAGUAUUGUGGUUGCACCUGCUGACAAAGUUGGCGCAACGGUCCUCAUGGACAAGGCUGACUACGUGCAGAAAGCGAACGAAGUCUUUAAUGACAGGGAAGCCUACGCACCACUCGCUGAGGACCCAACGACAACGCGGUACGCAGGUAUAAAAAAGAAGGUAAAUGAUCUCGCUCGACUAAAGCUGAUUACUCCUAGUGACUCCAGCUUCAUGACUCUCAGCGACCCCGUAUUGCACAUGCUUAUGGCCUUCCAAAAAUGA
Spirometra erinaceieuropaei is the source of this 324-nucleotide messenger RNA. NCBI's taxonomy places the organism in Eukaryota, Metazoa, Platyhelminthes, Cestoda, Diphyllobothriidea, Diphyllobothriidae. The record is from the annotation of a GenBank genome assembly.